AUGAUGAUGAUGCCUUGGUUCGGCAAGGGCAAGGGCAAGGGACUGCGAGGAUUCGCCAACGAGAAGAAGGUCUGGAUUGGGGGUCUGCCAGAAGCACCGCCGGAUGUGGAGAAGAACAAGAAGCUCAAGGAGCACAUGUCUCAGGCUGGCGAGUGUAUUUUCGCUGAGAUCAACCGCAGUGGUGUGGGUGGAGCUGCAUUCAAGAACCCUGAGGACGUGCAGAAGGCCGUGACGAUGCUUAAUGGGAGCACCGAUGUUGCAAUUGAGCCCCGUAGCCCCCAAGCCAUGCAAGUCGGAUAA
This is a messenger RNA of Symbiodinium natans, 300 nucleotides long. Lineage: Eukaryota; Dinophyceae; Suessiales; Symbiodiniaceae. The record is from the annotation of a GenBank genome assembly.